AUGGAUAAAUUUAAAUGUAUAAUUAAUUCUUUAGUAAUCAGACAUUGUAUAUUUAAAUAUGUACGUGAAAUCAAUAGAUUGUUUAUAGAUGAUCGAGAAUUCCCAAAGACAAGAUAUUACAAUUAUUAUAGUCUAUCAGACAACCCUAUACAGCUUGUUUACUAUAACUAUAUUGAUAGAUAUAUAAAUGAAUUAGAUCUGUGUUUGAAGGAAUCAACAAUUAAUAAUCUACAAAAAUCACAACAAACAUCAAAACAAUCAGAAAAAUCACCACCAACAAAUCUUUCAAGAGAAUUUAAAUUAUUAUCAUAUACCUAUUGUUUAGCAGAUGCAUUUAGACGUGCAAGAUAUAAUGGUAGUGAUGAACAGUGUACAUUAAUUAGAAGUAGAUAUUCAGAGUUUAUUGAUUGCUCGGUAUACGAUGAGAGGUUCGAGACAAAGGUGUUGGAAGAUGCAUGUAAGAGCGAUCAAUUGGAAAUAGUUGAAAAGGUUGGAAAUGGUCAAUUGAGUGGUCAUAUUACUGACAAAGUUUUACAACUAGCAAUACAAAGUGGAAGUCUAUCAACUGUAAAGUAUAUAGUCGAAACACAGCCACACGAUCUCUUUGAUAUCGGCAGAGCAAUGAAUUUGGCAGUGACAACCAAUCGAACCAAAAUAUUCGUGUCUAUCUCGGAAUCUAAAAUCCCGAAAGUUUCGGAAUACUAUCUAUUCGAUCAAACAAUGAUAAACAAAGCUAUUGAAAAUGGUAAUUUGAUGGUAGUUCGUAACAUUUUCGAUCAAAUGUCGUUGAGUAGCAAAACAUCAAUAUCAAUUCAAAUUUCUCUUUUCGUUGCUUCAAUUUAUUUGUUUAAUCAAUUCAAAUUGAAUGUUCCAGAGAAUUAUGUAGAUGAAAUAUUUCACGUACCUCAAACCCAAAGAUAUUGCAAUUUAGAAUUCAAUCAUUGGGAUGACAAGAUAACAACACUACCAGGUCUAUAUGUAUUCUCAGCGUUCAUAGCACAUAUACUCCGAGUGGUAGCACCAAGCUUGCCAUUCUGUUCGACUGAUUCACUAAGAUUGGUCAAUUUAUUUUAUACCGAUGUACUUUCGACACUCUCUGUAUUAUUAGUAUACUACUUGUCACUCAAGAAAAGAUAUACAUUAUCAUCAUUAGUUGGACUGUUCAGUGUAUUCUCAAGACAGACAAAUAUUGUUUGGAUAUUCUUUAUUGCAUUGGUUUCCAUUGAAGAUAUUUAUAAGAACAAACAAAGACCUAGACAAGUUGUUCCCAGUCUUGUUGGUGAGAUCUUUAAUUUCAUAAAGUUUGCACUCUCGAAUUUGUUGCUGAUUGUUCGAUUGCUAUAUGGAUAUAUAUUUGUUGGUUUGGCAUUUGUAGCAUUCCUAAAGGUGAACGGUGGUAUUGUUGUUGGAGAUAAGAGUAACCAUGAAUCGGCAUUCCACUUUGUACAACUACUCUAUUUCUCAUUGUAUUGCUAUCUCUUUAACGCACCGUCUGCCACGCUCUCAGUAUUCUCACCGAUUCACUUUGCCAAAAGUCUACUUUCACGACCAAUCAAAUCGAUUCCUCUUAUCACCAUAAUAUCAUUAUUCCUCUAUAAAAUGAUCGAUCUAUUUACACAUUAUAGUUUCUAUUUGUGGAACAAGAUAUUCUUAAAGUAUCCUCUAUCGAAAUUCGCAUUGAUUCCACUCUAUAUCUAUAGUGUCUGGAUGAUCUGGAAGAGUUUGAAAGCAGGUGGAAAAUCAAAUCUGUGGUUACCAGUCUAUUGGUAA
Messenger RNA from Heterostelium album PN500, 1770 nucleotides. RefSeq names its product Dol-P-Glc:Glc(2)Man(9)GlcNAc(2)-PP-Dol alpha-1,2-glucosyltransferase (gene alg10). Gene Ontology annotation, cellular component: endoplasmic reticulum. Gene Ontology annotation, biological process: protein N-linked glycosylation; dolichol-linked oligosaccharide biosynthetic process. Lineage: Eukaryota; Evosea; Eumycetozoa; Acytosteliales; Acytosteliaceae. Gene Ontology annotation, molecular function: dolichyl pyrophosphate Glc2Man9GlcNAc2 alpha-1,2-glucosyltransferase activity. The transcript has 7 exons. The coding region runs from base 1 to 1770 and encodes 589 amino acids. The record is from RefSeq and is a predicted model, not a curated record.